Sorghum bicolor (sorghum) is the source of this 1732-nucleotide messenger RNA. Its product is annotated as 3-ketoacyl-CoA synthase 5. Gene Ontology annotation, biological process: fatty acid biosynthetic process. The record is from RefSeq and is a predicted model, not a curated record. Gene Ontology annotation, molecular function: acyltransferase activity, transferring groups other than amino-acyl groups. The coding region runs from base 97 to 1467 and encodes 456 amino acids. The transcript has a single exon. Gene Ontology annotation, cellular component: membrane. NCBI's taxonomy places the organism in Eukaryota, Viridiplantae, Streptophyta, Magnoliopsida, Poales, Poaceae.
CAUAUAUAUGCGCAAGCAGGUAGCAUGCCAAGAACAAGGAUCUCAACCAAAUUCUUGUGAACAAUACACACCAUCAUCUUUUCCUACCACCAUACCAUGAUCGCCAUGAUCCUCGAGGUCACACAGCAGCUUUGCCAAGACAGGCUACUCACGUUGUCCACUAACAACCUACCACCCAUCCAUCACCUCCUGGUUUUCUUACUCAUAACCGUCGUAACUGUCAAGUAUCUUAUCCGACAUCCACGCAGAGUGUACCUUGUUGAGUACACUUGCUUCGGUCCUGACUCAAAGUACCGAGUUGCCCCAGCCUCCAUGAUCGAGUAUUUUCACCUAGCAAAUUUGCUUGACGAUGAUAACAUUUCCUUCCUAAGCAAUAUUUAUAGACGCUCUGGCCUUGGUGACGAGACAUGCCUCCCCUCUUCAUAUCAUUACAUCCCUUUCAUUCCUAGUUUGAGCAUGGCUCGUAUGGAGGCAGAGCUGGUCAUCUUCACGGUCAUUGAUGACCUAUUUGCUAAGGCAUCAAUCGAACCUAGUAAAAUUGACAUACUGAUUGUCAAUUGCAGCGCCAUGACGAUGGUACCAUCCAUGACUGACAUGAUCAUAAACAGAUACAAGCUGCGUCGCGAUAUACAAAACAUGCAAUUGUCUGGGAUGGGGUGCAGUGCUGGAUUGAUCGCCGUUGGGCUCGCAAGCAACCUCUUGCAAAUCAUGCCCUACGGUGCAAACGCGCUGGUGGUAUCUACGGAGAACGUGACUUGCAACUACUAUGUAGGGAAGAAGAGAUCGAUGCAACUGACCAACAUCCUGUUUCGCAUGGGAGGCGCCGCUGUUUUACUCUCGAAUUCUAGUGCCAAUGCUCGGUUUCAGCUUCUGCACACUGUCCGGAAAUCAACUGCUGCCCAGGAUAACGCGUACCACUGUGUUUUCCAUGAGGAAGACGACGAGGGGAACCUAGGUCUUAAUUUGUCUAAGAAUCUUGUGGCCGUCGCUGGUGAGGCGCUCAAGGCCAACAUCAGCACAAGUGCCCGUCUUCUGCUUCCAGUCUCUGAGCAAUUAUCGUUUUUGCUCUCUUCCAUCGCGCAAAAGGUGUUCUUGAAGAAAAGUUCAUGGCAGUAUGUUCCAAAGUUCGGCUUGGCCGUCGAGCAUUUCUGCAUACAUGCUGGUGGGCGAGCAGUGAUCGACGCAGUGCAGCGUAGCCUGGAUCUAUCGGAUGAGCAGGUUGAGCCGUCGAGGAUGACACUGCAUCGAUUCGGAAACACAUCGAGCAGCUCGGUGUGGUAUGAAAUGGCAUAUUGUGAGGCCAAGCAGUUGAUGCGGAAGGGGGAUCGAGUUUGGAUGAUUGGGUUUGGGUCUGGGUAUAAGUGCAACAGCGCCGUGUGGAAGUGCAUUCUACCAGCCCGUAGUGCCGACUCAGCAUGGGCAAACUGUAUUCAUCGUUAUCCAAUGGAAGUCCCAAAACAAGUGUAAUUGCCAUGACCAAACAGUAGGUACUGAUGGAUACAUGAAACCAAGAUGCAUGUUCAGUCACAAAUACAAGAUGCUUGGAGUAGGAUCCGGUCUUAAUUAGGUAUGUUCAUCUAUCCAAAGCACACAUUGGUCUCCCUCUUUACCCUUCUUGUACUCUCCUCAAUAACAGCAUACAUGCCUCCCUCUCUCCAAGUUGUGCAAAGGAGUUAAUAAGUUACUCCAAGUUUGUAUUCCAAACGAAAAUAUUAUUGGACCUCUUGACAUU